Messenger RNA from Porites lobata, 1771 nucleotides. The record is from the annotation of a GenBank genome assembly. Lineage: Eukaryota; Metazoa; Cnidaria; Anthozoa; Scleractinia; Poritidae.
AUGCCUAAGAAAUUUAAAGGGGUAAAUACAAAAGCUGAAGAAGCUAGGUCACGUAAAGAGGCAGCAAAAGCAGCUGAAAGGGAGCGGAAGGAGAAGGAAGAAGAGGAUAAAUAUUGGGAAGAUAAAGACAAACAUGUUAUGAGAAAACAGCAAAGAAAGGUUAGUUUGUUGUCAGCUGUGUUUUUUAAAUGUUACCUGCCUGAAGAAAAUCUAGAGGACACGUCUUGCCUUGUUCUUGUUUCGGGAGACACGUAACAUUAAGACUUAAAAGAGCCUGCCGGUCAUAUAUAACAGAAGCUUAAAUUUGAGCUCAAGAUAAAUUGCUGAAGAUUAAAAAGUAAAAACGAAAAUAGGGCUUUGACAAUUCUAGUCAUUAGCAAUUACACGUAGAUUUUACCAGUGUCAAAUUCAUUUAAAUUAGAGCUGUAUCACAAAGUUAAGCUCAUGUAUACAGCUAUUUCGAGAAAGGUUGUCGGAAAAAGUGCACGCGACAAUCCCGAAAGGUAUUGUGGGUGGUUUUGAGUUCACUGUUGUUCAAAGAAAUUUGGCACGAGAGACCAUGGACGCAUGUUUACGAGUGCUAAAGGAAAGCAACAAAAGUAGGUUCGACAGCUACUGUGUCAGGAACAGUGUAUUGAUCAUAUCCCAUGUUACCUUUCGGGAUUGUCGCGUGCACACUUUUUCCAACAACCUUUCUCGAAAUAGCUGUAUGACAGUUGCCCAUUAGGUAUACUGGCUGGAAGUCAAGAACAAGAUUGAAUUUGCCUGCCAAGCAAACAAGUUACUAUGUAUCUUCAAGCCCCUCACUACUUAAGCUCCAGGCCCCAAGUGUUCAAAUGGUGAAUGACACUAUCCAACGGAUAGCACAAUGUCCCAUAAUACUUUUCCACUGGAUAGUGAUUUAUCCAAAGGAUGGCGCUAUCCAGCUGGGCCUUGGCAAGCAGUUCUGUUGACGUUCUCCUUCCACCCUCCCCUCCCACCCAAUUUAAUUACAUCCAUUUUGAAUUCACCCAAUUUAAUCAUCCGACAACAGGAUUUUAGACAGUAUUGACGUCAUUGAUCCAGAAGUCAAUUUUUUAAAAAAUACUGUUAAACAGAAAAGAUGAUAUUUAGGGCAACAUGAUGCAAUUUAGAGCAAAAAGCAGUUAGAUUCCUAAAUACAUCACACCUCUGAGACUCAGCCAAUCAGAUUGCAAGGAUGACCAGUGAUUUUAAACUGGAUGUAAUAAAUUUAAGUAUGUUUUUUCUUUUUUCUCACUAGGAGGAUAAAGAGCGUAAACGUCUUGAUGCAACACAACGCAAAGCAGCCAAUCAGGAAGCUCUCAAGGCAGAGGAGAGUGACUUAAAGUCAAAAGCUAGCAGUAUUCCUACAAAGGUGACAGUGGCUUCUAUACAAGCUGAACGUGAAAGGAAGGCAGCACAAGCUGCUGCAGCUGCUGCUAAAAGCAAAAAAGAAGAGGAAGAGAAAGAAGACCUAUUGGAUGAAAAUCCUAACCAGAUGGUAGCUGCAUUGAUGGCAGCGGAAGGUGCUGUAGAAGCACGCUCUGUGGAAGAUGCUAUAGCUGUGUUAAAAGUUGCUGAAACACCUGUGGAUAAACACCCAGAAAAGAGAAUGAAAGCUGCUUAUAAUGCUUAUGAAGAGCGUGAACUUCCUCUGCUUAAAGAAGAAAAUCCUAACUUGCGGUUAUCACAACUGAAACAAUUACUCAAAAAAGAAUGGAUGAAAUCCCCAGAAAACCCCAUGAACAUGUUAUAUGCAAAAAAGAAAUAG